AUGAAGCAAUCUAUUAUCACUUCCCUUGUGGCCCUUGCCGCUUCUUGCUCCGGUGUACAGGCCACCGAGAGCUUGAUCAGCCUACCCGUCGGCCUCUGUGCUAGCAUCCUUGGAGAUGCCGAGUGCAAGCAGCAGAGCACCACCAACGGCCUCAUUAACGUCCCCGUUAACGCCUGUGUGGCUGCUCUUGGCCAGGCCAAGUGUGACCAGGCCACUUCCUCCAGCAGCGACAGCGAGUCCUUGAUCAACGUUCCGAUCAACGUCUGCUUGGCUGUCCUCGGCGAGGUCCACUGCAAGCAGAGCUCUGACUCCAACGGUGGCCUGAUCAACAUUCCUAUCAACCUGUGCCUAGCUGUUCUGGGUGAGGCUGAUUGCCAGGAUGGAUCCAUGUCGUCCUCCGCAGCUUCCACCAUCCCUGCUGCUACCUCUGUGAUUGGAUCUUCCAUUCCCACUUUGGCGGCUGCCACCACUGCUCCCUGGAUCGCCCCUGCUGUCACCAGUGCCCCUUCGUCCUCUGCCGUUGGUGUUUCGCCUGUGUCCCCUGUCUCUUCUAACAGCCCUCGUCCUUCCAGUGUCGCUGCUGGACGCCCCUCCUCCGCUAGAGCUUCCUCUGCUAUUACCGUGACUAUUACUCGCACUCAGACUGUCUGUGCCGCUACCUCGGUCUGCGCUGGUGCUACUUCCGCUGGUGCUAAGACUUCUUCCCUGCACCGUGUCACUCCUACCACUGCCGCUGGUUCUGCCACCGGUGCCUGGGUCACUGCUACUCCCAGCUCUGUUCCCUUCAACGCUGCUGGACGUUCCACCGUCUCCGGUGUUGCAGUUGUUCUCGGCGCCAUCCUUGUCGCGGCUCUGCAGAUCUAA
Messenger RNA from Penicillium hordei, 864 nucleotides. RefSeq lists its product as uncharacterized. The transcript is spliced from 2 exons. The coding region runs from base 1 to 864 and encodes 287 amino acids. NCBI's taxonomy places the organism in Eukaryota, Fungi, Ascomycota, Eurotiomycetes, Eurotiales, Aspergillaceae. The record is from RefSeq and is a predicted model, not a curated record.